Coregonus clupeaformis (lake whitefish) is the source of this 1869-nucleotide messenger RNA. RefSeq lists its product as uncharacterized. NCBI's taxonomy places the organism in Eukaryota, Metazoa, Chordata, Actinopteri, Salmoniformes, Salmonidae. Bases 1 to 1869 code for a protein of 622 amino acids. The transcript has 10 exons. The record is from RefSeq and is a predicted model, not a curated record.
AUGAAACAGACGGAGGAAAAAGACUCCGAGAAGGAAAAGAUGUCGAAGUCUUGGACUACGGCCAAUCUGAGGAAUUUGGGGCGAAAACCCCAACAACAGAAAACCAAACUCCCGAUUCAGGAGACAGAAGGUUUAAAGAACUCCUGGCUAACUUUACCCAAACAAUCUCAAGACUCGUGCGAGAGCGUUCCGCUUUACAGCUCCGUGGAAUCCACCACUCACCGGGACAGGGGCAAGCAGUCAUCGCGGAGUUCCAUAGGAAAGGACGAGGCAGGAGAAGAAAGGAAGAUUCAAUUCUCUCUGAGCCUCACACCGGAGGCCAUUCUCGUUAUUCAGAAGCGCAGCUUAGAAAAACAGAUGCUAGCCAAACAGCAGAAGGGUUGUGUGUCCGUGGACUUUCGGCACAGGCGAGUCUUUCCAUCCAAAAGGACUCAAGGUGGUUCCAAAAGCACGACCAACCCCGAUCCCAAUCUGGAACAUGCAGAGGACAUUACAACCAUAGUAAAAAUCUCUUUACUAAAUGAUCAGUAUAAAUACGAUGACGUGGAAUAUGAAGAAGACGAUGGCGACGUGGAUGAGACGGUGGCAGAGGAUGCAGACAGGCCUCAGCGUUGGAGGAAGAAGCUGACCCAGAGGCAGACUGGGACUGGGCCUGGGGGUCAGGAUCACCCUGGUUCUGAUAGUGACCCAGACAGCAUCAGUCGCCAGGCUCUGCUGGAUCAGCGCCAUCUAGAGGCGUACAGAAACAUGCACCGUCUCAGAGACGUCCUGUACCAUCGAUACUCUGCCAUGCUCAGAGAAAAGAUACACACACAGAGACAGGAGAUACAACGACGUGCGGAGGCAGCUGGGGCAGUCACGGAGGACAAACACACACCGAAACUGAGGAAGCUGACCUGUUCUACUCUCUCCCAUGACAACACAUACCUGAGGUCUCUUCCUCAAACCAGCUACUACCUGAUCUUGGGCCUUCAGAACCAGUUGUCUCGGCAUGGUUGUCUGAAGUCCCUCCAGGACCAAGAGGACUUUUGUUUCAAGGUUAACCACCACAACCACAACCGUGGUCCAGUCCAGCUGCAGAGAACACUACAGGAGAUCAGGAAGAGGAUGAUUGGCAGCCAAUCUGCACCUGAUGUGAUGUCAGCGGGAUGGGGGUGGAGCCAGCAGGAGAUGUUAGGACAGCCCACUAGAAUCCACGUCACCACCGCGGAGAGAGGACACCUGGACCAGAUUGUCCUUCCAGAGACAGGGAGAAGGCUUAUGCCGGGAGAGAGACUUCCAGAAAGAGAUCUUCGAGAGAGACUUCCAGAAAGAGGGCCUGGGGAGAGACUUCCAGAAAGAGGGCCUGGGGAGAGACUUCCAGAAAGAGGGCCUGGGGAGAGACUUCCAGAAAGAGGGCCUGGGGAGAGACUUCCAGAAAGAGGGCCUGGGGAGAGACUUCCAGAAAGAGGGCUUGGGGCGAGACUUCCAGAAAGAGGGCUUGGGGAGAGCUCUGCAGCCUGCCUCCUCUCACAGCAGCAGGAACAGGACGAUACUGAGAAAAUGUUUCCCAAAGGGAAGUUUCCCAAGUUUGCAACCCUUCAGCCUAGUUUUCUGAAGAACUUGAAGACGGUGAUGCCAACUGUGGGAGUUGAGGAGAUACCUGAGAAGAGUAAGAGAGCAGAGAUGACAGUGAGGAGGCUGAGACACAUGCACACCCUGUCCCUUAUCAACAUGGCUGUCUCUCAGAGACUGCUGCGGGACAGAGACAGACACUCACUGUGCUGCUGUGACGAGAAGAGGAGUGUCCAAGAUCUGGUGAGUAAAGGGCUUUCCACACAGGAAUUGAAGCUCCGGAGCUCUGCCUGGAUAGAACUCCUAUUCCAUUGA